AUGAAUUUCAGCUAGCUAGCCACCGACAGAUGUCAAUACUCUUCGGUAAAACCAUCCAUGUCAAGACACAAGGAGCAUCUUCGAAGUCCUUCGCCGCUUCUCUGUGCUCAUAGAGGCGCUCCGGCCCGCUGUGACUCGAUCCUGCUGGCACAGUGACAAGAUCAGAAGACCUUGGCACCUGUGUGUGCCAGUUCAUUUAGAGAACCAGGGGUUUCUGAAUCCAGAAGAUGAACGGUCUGUCCAUACGAGAGCUAUGCUGCCUGUUCUGCUGCCCCCCUUGCCCCAGCCGCAUUGCAGCCAAACUGGCUUUCCUCCCUCCAGAGCCCACCUACGCCCUUCUCCCUGACCCAGAACCAGGUUCUGGAGCUGGAACUGCUCCUGGAUCCAGUUCCGGGGCUGCUCAGCCUUCUCUUGGAGCCCCAGGACUGCGUUCCCGGCUGGGCGCUGGAAGUGGAGCUGACAGAGGAGGAGGAGGAGGAGGUGGCGCUGGAGGUGGGGUUGGUGGAGGAGGUACUGGUGGAGGAGGUACUGGUGGAGGAGGGGGUGGAGGAGGAGCUGGCAGCGCCAGUGGCAGUGGUUGGAGUGAGGGCAAGUGGAAGCUUCAUCUUACAGAAAGAGCGGAGUUCCAGUAUUCUCAGCGAGAGCUGGAUCUGACUGAUGUAUUCCUGACCAGAUCUAGCCGAGGGAACAGGGUGGGGUGCAUGUACAUUCGCUGUGCCCCCAAUGCCAGGUUUACAGUGUUGUUUUCCCAUGGCAAUGCAGUAGAUCUGGGCCAGAUGAGCAGCUUCUACAUCGGCUUAGGCACACGCAUCAACUGCAACAUCUUUUCCUAUGAUUACUCAGGCUAUGGCGUUAGCACUGGCAAGCCCUCUGAGAAGAACCUGUAUGCUGACAUUGAUGCUGCCUGGCACGCCCUGCGCUCCCGGUAUGGCAUCAGUCCUGAGAAUAUCAUCCUGUACGGACAGAGCAUCGGCACGGUGCCCACAGUAGACUUGGCAUCACGGUUUGAGUGUGCUGCUGUGGUCCUCCACUCUCCUCUCACCUCUGGAAUGAGAGUGGCUUUCCCCGAUACCAAGAAAACAUACUGCUUUGAUGCCUUCCCUAACAUCGAGAAAGUGUCAAAGAUCCCAUCUCCGGUGCUCAUCAUCCACGGUACAGAGGACGAAGUGAUCGACUUCUCUCAUGGCCUGGCCCUGUUCGAGCGCUGUCCCAAGGCCGUUGAGCCCCUCUGGGUGGAGGGGGCCGGUCACAACGACAUUGAGCUUUACAGUCAGUACCUGGAGAGGCUACGGCGCUUCAUCAACCAGGACCUGGCUGCACAGCAUGCCUGAGAAACAAACAACGGCCUCUCUGCGUUUGUACGAAUGAGACUGUGUAUGCAUGUGUGUGCGUGUGACUAAGCGAGAAUGUCAGCAUGUUUGCAAUGUACGUGUGAGAGAUUGACCUCAAAUGAUUUGUGAUUUUUGUCACAUCUGUGUGUCUUUAAAGCGGCACACCUUUUACGUUACUUUUCAACACAACAUAUGUUCAAAUAAUUUCCUGUAUGAAAGGAGAGAACGGUUUUUAAUAUCAGUAGCUGUAUCCAUCUGUUUGGUGGAGUGUGGGUGAAACGCUAAAAACAAAAGCUGAGAUCAAACAACUUCACAAAUCCUGUUUUUAAUGUGAGGAGAUUUAUGAAUUGCAGCUUUGAAAAGUGUCACUAACAUAACUUAAGAAGUAACAACAACGUGCUUCAUCCAGGAAGGCACACAGAUGUCAUUUUUAAGUAUACCGUGUUAGUGAAUGUGUGAGUCACGGAUGCAAGCGUUGAGUGUAAAUUCAUAUCUCCACAGACAUGCGUGCGCAUGUUUGUAUGUGUGUGAGAGUGUGUGUGAGGCAGUGCUGAAAGAAAUGAAGGACAUCCUGAUGACUUGGACGUCAGCAACUUAUUGAAACUUAUCAAUAUUGAUAUAUUUUUUUUUUUUUUUUUGUGAGUGUAUGUAUGAAGAAUACCUCCACAGCUUGACCAGUUCUCUCUCCAGUGGACAAAAGCUGGUCAAGCAUGUGCCCAACCACUCCUCCUCCACUCCUUGUUUACCUGUUAUGGACAUCCAUCUGACUGCCAGGGCAUUUCAAGUUGUUGUCCAGCUAACACUAACCUACUUUAUCUGUGUGUCAUCUGUUCGGUUAGGGGGUCCAUCUCCUUCCCUUUGGUGUCAGUUAGGCUGGAUACAUAAGGACUAGUCUGGAAUACUGUCAUAGCUUGUAAGGCUGUUGGGUGUCUCAUACUCUCCUUUCCCUCAUUUUUGACUCUGAAAAGAUUACAAAAUGGCAAGCUUCCUCUUUAUUCCCUGGCUGUGCUGUAGCUUUAGCCUUUACCUGUCCACAGAUAUUGCAGCAGCAACUUACAGGGAAUUAUUUUGAGUCCCCUUCAUUGCUUUUCUCCCACCAAACCUACAUAUUUGUGAUAAAGAAUGAUGGUGUGCUUGAAAUGGAAACAGGUCUUUGAUAGCCACACAGAGUAUAUCUCUUGUUUAUGUGGACAUUUAUUUGGCUUUAAUAGAACAGCUAUUAAAGUGCGGGUUUACUUCAUGUCACAUACGAUCAGUUGGGUCUAUCAGAAGGCUGUUGCCCUUCAGUACACUGAUGUGUGCUGUUAAAGGUUGGGCAGAGAGAGUGCACUGACUUGGUAACAGCAGGAUUAAGUCAGAUUUAGGGGUGUUGUUGGACAUUUAGAGAAAUAUGCGUAUUCCCUUUUUUUUGCUUAGAGUCAUAUGAGGAGAUUUAUGUGGAUGAACUUGAAGUCUUACAGCACAGUUUGUGUUACAUGUCCUGUUCCAGUAGCUCUCAUCACCAGGGUCAGACAGCCCCCGGUUCAUAUGCACAUUUGUUUCUAACGUUUUUUCGUCUUGAUGUAAUUAAUCCAAACGUGUUUGUCGUAGUGUGGGGCCAUGGAUUGUUUGUUUUCAGAGCCAUGCGUGUCGAUGUCAUGACUAACUCAUCAGAUCGGGUGUCAGGACGGGACAUCAUGCCUACUAUAGCUGUGUUUAACCUCUGUGGCCCUAAAUGUACAGGAGCUCUCUUAUGGGUGGCAGCACACUUCAUGUCUGACACAAGCCAUAUUUGAGCCUCUCACUGUUGGUGUGGUGCAGGUUCCACCACACACACACACACACACGCGCAUACACACCUUUGCACAUUAUCACACACACACACACACACACACACACACACACACACACACACACACACACACACACACACACACACACACACACACACACACACACACACACACAAUACUAGUACUGUAGAAUACAGUAUAUUGACACAUUUAUAUAUAUAUCAGAUCAAGCAUAACAAAAGCAGGUCUUAAGUUCAGCACUAUUGUACAAAGCAUCCAAAGUGUAAUAAGGGUAUAAAAUGUAAGUUUGUGUGUCUUGAUUAUUAUUGACUUGUCUUUUCAGGCCAGCAUUAAGGAUACUAACAUCACAUUUGAAUAACUAGGAAUUUGCCCUGUGUGUAGACCUGAAGAAGUCCAAGAACUGAUCUUAUGGUCGCAGGCUAGCACCACAUUUCAGAUCUACACAAGACGUCUGCUGCGUAGGAGACCCAUCAGUUUCAGUGAUAGUAGCUGCGUUUUUUUUUGUAAGGGAACAUGUACUGAACUAGCACUGAUCUGAUUACUCCAUUGUUGGAGUACAAGUGGGUCUUAGUGAACACCGCUCGCUUCCUGUCAUCACUUCAAACAGGGAAUCUUUCCAUUCUCAUCCUGUGCUUUGUGUCGCUGAUAUUUAAAUAAUGGAAAUCUGGUACCAUCUUGGACCAGGGAUCCGAGCUGAUAGAAGAAUUAGAGAGUCAUCAGCUCUCUCUGAAAGUAGAAGUAGGCCUCCGUUUCUUUCCUGGACUGGUCGUGUUAUCAGGGAAACCACUGGAUCCACCUUUCAUUCAUGGGGUUAAAGAAACGGGGUGGAGACUUUCCGUUUUAUUGAUGCACCACUAUGGUUGACGUAUAUUGUAUCCUCUGGCCCUGAAUGUGUAUUGAUGGGGGUGGGGGUGGGGGGUUGAACAGUGAAAACUGUAUGCAUGUCUAUUGUGUUUUGCCAGGCAAGUGAUGGGGUGGGACGUUAUCUCUAUUAUGUAUUCUAUGUGAAGGUAAAGCUGAACUCAUGGCAUUGGAACAUUGAAGCGCUUUUGAAAAAAAACAACAAAAAAACGGGACGUUUAUUUGAAUUUUUUAAUUGCUGAUACUAACUGAUGUAUUGUUAUGAGUUUUGUGCUAGAGUUUGAGCGGGGCAGUGUUAGGUGGGUGGGGGGCUAGACUAUAUUAGUGGGCUGUUUAUAUGGUUACUGUACUUACCUAUUCUAUUCUUUGUAUUAUGAUUUGUAAUUUUAUGUUGCUUUUUUGAACUGAGAAUAUGAUGUAAUGAAAUUAAUUCAUGGGACUGAAUCUUGACCUUUUUAUGGACAACUAAAUAAUAAAAAAGACUUAUGUA
Anoplopoma fimbria (sablefish) is the source of this 4475-nucleotide messenger RNA. It is a transcript of the gene abhd17aa, whose product is annotated as abhydrolase domain containing 17A, depalmitoylase a. Gene Ontology annotation, molecular function: palmitoyl-(protein) hydrolase activity. Bases 228 to 1331 code for a protein of 367 amino acids. Gene Ontology annotation, biological process: protein depalmitoylation. The record is from RefSeq and is a predicted model, not a curated record. The transcript has 6 exons. Gene Ontology annotation, cellular component: plasma membrane; endosome membrane. Lineage: Eukaryota; Metazoa; Chordata; Actinopteri; Perciformes; Anoplopomatidae.